Doryrhamphus excisus (bluestripe pipefish) is the source of this 2048-nucleotide messenger RNA. It is a transcript of the gene sesn4, whose product is annotated as sestrin 4. Gene Ontology annotation, molecular function: oxidoreductase activity, acting on peroxide as acceptor; L-leucine binding. NCBI's taxonomy places the organism in Eukaryota, Metazoa, Chordata, Actinopteri, Syngnathiformes, Syngnathidae. The record is from RefSeq and is a predicted model, not a curated record. Gene Ontology annotation, biological process: regulation of response to reactive oxygen species; cellular response to L-leucine; negative regulation of TORC1 signaling. Gene Ontology annotation, cellular component: nucleus.
GCUCGCCUGUUGGAAGAUUUCGCCUCCACUGUGAGCCAGACUCGCUCGAGCGGCGGAAGCCUGGUCGCUCCUCUUCGCCGUCUCUUUUGUUAGCUCUCGCCCUGGAAGAAAAAAACACGACAGCCGCAUUCAUGUAAUUUGCACACGGACUGGAAAAUGAUCAUCUGUACGAAUAAAAUGGAGUACCCUCUGAGAAGCCCGCGCCAGCUUGUCCAGAAACAGGCGAUGGUGAACAACGAGAAGGAGCGAGUGUCGCUGCUCUUCGUGAAGGCUCUGAGCGGCAGGGGCAGCGUGGACGCCGUCUCCCAGCAGAUGGCCUCCCACCCUCAGUACUUGGACAGCUUCCUGCGAGCGCAGCACUACAUCCUGCACAUGGACGGCCCCCUGCCCCUGCCGUGCCGCCAUUACAUCGCCAUCAUGGCGGCUGCACGACAUCACUGCAACUACCUGGUGUACCUGCACUCGGCGCAGUUCCUGAGGCUUGGCGGCGACCCCCUGUGGCUGCAGGGCUUGGAGGCGGCGCCCCCGCGCCUCCGCCUCCUCGACCACAUCAACAAAGUCCUCGCCCACCAGCCCUGGCUCACGGCCUGCUCACACAUUAAGACGCUCCUCAAGUCGGGCGAGCAGUGCUGGUCACUGGCCGAGCUGGUGCAGGCGGUGGUCAUUCUGGCCCACUGCCACUCGCUGUGCAGCUUCGUCUUUGGCUCCAACGCCGACUCGGACUUGGCGCCCCUCAGCCGGUCCCCCAACGGGACACCGCCGACCUUCUGCCCCUUUGACGCUGCUAACGGCAACCCCAACGUGCCUCAGUCGGAGCACAGAGCACGGCGACGGUCUUUGGAUUCGACUACCGAUGCGCCGUGUCUGAAGGAGCGGAUCCACAGGUCCACACAGGAGGAGCGAGACAGGCUGCAGACGCUCCAGCAAAGCGACGUGGAAGAAGAAGAGGAGAUGAUCUACUUUGCAGACCCCUCCCUCUUCAUCACCGAUCCCGACUUCUAUUACCAGGACUUCGCCCGCCGGGACGACGACCACUUCCAAGUAUUUCGAGCUCAGGACUACUCAUGGGAGGACCACGGCUUCUCCUUGGUCAACAGACUGUAUUCGGACAUCGGCCACCUCCUGGACGACCGAUUCCGAAGCGUCACCGCCCUGUCGUCGCAGCACAGCCCCGACCUGAAGAGAGCCAUCUGGAAUUACAUCCACUGUGUCUUAGGCAUCCGGUACGACGACUACGACUACGGAGAAGUCAACCAGCUGCUGGAGCGAGAUUUCAAGCUCUUCGUCAAGGCCGUGGCGUGUUUCCCCGACCCCACCAAAACUCCAGCCUGCCCGCUCAGCUGGGCUCCACUGAAACCGUCGGAGCGGAUACACGUCAACCUGCUGAUCAUGGAGGCGCGGCUGCAGGCGGAGCUGCUGUACGCGCUGAGAGCCAUCACUCAGUACAUGAUCGCCUGAGAAGUCGUGAAGAAGAAGAAGAAGAAGAAGCACACUUGUUGAUUGACGUCUCUCCUCCGCGCUUGGAGCUCCAGACCAGAGACCUGCUGACGUUACCGAGCCGACUCCGGUGACAUUUUUUUUUUUAAGAACACCGAGAGUUUUUUUUAGAAACUCAGCCUGGUGUUCUUUUUGUCGUCGGUGAUAUUUAUAUACCAGAGCGUGCCACACCCACCACCCUCAUCAUCAUCAUCAUCAUCAGCGUAGUGUCAGCACUUGAUGGACAUGUGCAAUCAACUCUUGUAGGUACUAAAUAAUUUCCUUCAACUAUUUGGACAAGAUGAAUGUUCUCCAAAAGGAGGAGGAGGAGGAGGCGGCGAAGGAGGAGGCCUUUUUUUUUGUUUUUUUUUUGGGACAAUCCUCGUCAGUGUUGUCGUACUUUUGAAGGAGCGUUUUGAAUAUCCUGAGCUAUUUGUACAAAAAAAAAAAAAAGCAAGAAGAAAAAGACUAGCUAACGACAUCACCUUAGUUUCUUUAAAAUAAGCACUUUUAAAACUUUCUAUAUUUAUAUGAUGCAACUUAGCUUCUUCGUACAAAUGGACUUGACUUGU